Molecule: messenger RNA, 1522 nt
Organism: Cantharellus anzutake
Lineage: Eukaryota; Fungi; Basidiomycota; Agaricomycetes; Cantharellales; Hydnaceae
Product: Alpha/Beta hydrolase protein
Exons: 8
Coding region: 368-1408 (346 amino acids)
Cellular component (GO): membrane
Molecular function (GO): lipase activity
Source: RefSeq, a predicted model, not a curated record
CUAACUCGUUCACACUAGGGUGCAGAUUCCCCACGUAAAGACGGUCAUCUCUAAGUGUCAACGUGGAAGAAGUCGCUGAAGCCUCGGGCUCAGGUGCUGGACUAGGAUGGGGGACGGUCAGAAAGUUGUUCGUCGUCAUCAUUCUAAUCGAAUAUUCCAAACGCGUUGAGGCGACAGCACAGCCUCAUCGAGAAUUAUAUUCGUUUUCGUUUUCUUAGUUUGGCCACGACUGAACGAUGAGCCACAAGAGAAGUCCAGAUUCGGCUGCAUCCCUUGCCGCGCACUUUCGUGAGAUCGCGGUGCACAGUAGCCGUCCAAUAUAUGCCAGGAAAUCACUUGAUGGAUCUAUAUCUUGUCUUCUCUGGCGAUGAGGACUUGUUCCCACAGUUUAGGACAUGCCACUGAAAUAAAUGCCAUGCGGUGGCUGGCUCAUAAUUCAGUCGUUCUACGAUCACAGAAAACGAAUAAUCAACCGUCUUGGUAUGCCUGUACAUCAAGAAUGGAUUGUGGGCCCCCGGCCACAGCUUUUUACACUCAGCUCUGGACUUCUGCGAGUGGCGAAUCGAGAGCUCAUUUGAUUUAUGUUCACGGGUUUGGAGAACACGUGGGCCGCUAUGAGGACAUCUUCCCUUUGUGGGUCAAUAAUGGGGUCUCAGUUUUUGCUUAUGAUCAGAGAGGUUUUGGGAGGACCGCACUCGAUGAAGAACAUAAGAGUGCCACGUCGUCUUGGUGUCGAUCAUGCUGGAAGGACCAAGUUGAAGACCUUGAAUUCUUUAUCGGUUAUGAGUCUACCAGAGUCGGCCAUAAUCUACCCAUCUUCCUGAUGGGUUUCUCAAUGGGUGGCACGGAGGUUUUGGGCAUCGUGGCAACACCACCUCUCCGUCAUCAUGUGGUGAAUCGUAUUAGCGGAGUGAUAGCUGAGGGACCGAUGCUUUUAGUUGCAAACCCUGACGCAUGGGAAGAAGAACCCCGAGAGCCCGGGGAUCCCAGUGACGAUACACCGGAGGAUCCAUAUGAAGUUGUUCCCAUUCCUCUGAGGGAUGCUGGAAAGUGGCAAUCACGAAACCCUACCAUAAUCGAGGCAUUCAAAACUGACCCUCUCCUUCACAACUAUACCACCCGGCAACUGCGAAAUGACACCCUUUCUUCCGGCUCAGCCCUCGCCAAAGAAAAUUUCAAAAACUGGCCAAAAAACCUCCCACUCCUAAUUGUACAUGGCGAUGGUGACCUUAUUAACUCAUGCAAAGCCUCUCAGGAUUUUGUGCGCGAUACUGAAGCUGCGGAUGCAACCUGUUCUCCAUACCCAGGUGCGUAUCACGAACUCCACCACGAGCCGGACGGUCAAGGACUCCAAGCUGUCAAUGAAUGCAUCAAAUGGAUGAUCGAUCAUAUCCCCGGGAGAUCUUAGGACAGUACCACAAGACAGUUUGCCAGUUUUAGCUAUAUAUGAAUCAAGAAUGUGACACCGUUUCUAUCGCUUGAAAUACAUCCUCAAUCAAAUCUCCCUAGCCUUGCUCGCAUU